Molecule: messenger RNA, 1725 nt
Organism: Mytilus trossulus (common blue mussel)
Lineage: Eukaryota; Metazoa; Mollusca; Bivalvia; Mytilida; Mytilidae
Exons: 1
Coding region: 1-1725 (574 amino acids)
Molecular function (GO): protein binding
Source: RefSeq, a predicted model, not a curated record
AUGGAAAAAUUACUCAACACUCAAAAUAAUGAAAUGGAAUCGCCAUUGCAUGUUUUUGUUAAAACUCAAGACAACAACGUGAAUGUAUCCAAUUUGAGGCGAAUUAUCGAAGCAGGUUCAAGUGUUAACCUUAGAAACAUACUGGGAGAAACAGUACUUCAUUGUCUAUUCCGAAGGGAAUUGGAGACAGACUGUGAUAAUGCUGACAGCACUAGUAACUUCGACUUAUACGUAGAUUCAAACAUUGAAAACAAGAUCCAGAAUAUCCAAGACAACUGCAGGUUUCUUGUCACCAGAGGUGCUGAUAUAAAUCAGCAAAACAAUAAGGGAGAAUCUCCCAUCUUUCUCGCUAAUUUAGAAAGUGUUAUCAGUAGCAUGAUAGAUAUUGGUGCUGAUGUUAAUAUUACAAAUAGUUUAGGACAAUCGUUGUUAAUUUCAGUUGUGAAUAAGCACGAUGUAAAUUUGGAUAUCAUCCGACUUUUGUUAAUUAAAGGUGUUAACGUAAACCUAGUUGAUAUUCAUGGUAAUAAUGUCUUGCAUUUUGUUGCAUGGCAUGGUACAAAUCCGGAUAUACUUCCAGAACUUAACAAACACGGCGUUUCCAUCGCACCUGACAAUCUGGGGCAACAACCAUGCACUGUUGCCUGUAAUCGAAGAAAUAACAUUCAAUUUAAACAUGUGUGCAGGUGCCCAGGGGAGUUGCACAUACAGAGAGAACAUUUCGUUUUGCAGAAAGAAAUAAUAUCAGUUCAAGAACUUAAAGAAAAUCCAAAAAAAUUUGAUGAGAUCUUAAAGCGGUUUCACCCUUUCCGAGGAAAUAUACAUGAACUUCUGCAUUUAACUAGCUUUGGGCCAAUUUCAUUUGAGGGUGAGUCAGAUUUGAUCAAAUCAGUUGUAAAAGACCUUGUUGUAGACGUAUGCAAGAAAACAACUGAAAAGCACGACUACUUCUCGAUAACUCUGGUUGAUUCUGGUAGUGUUUCAGAGAAGACAAAGAUAAAUCUUCCAAACGAGUUCGACUUUUUGUGUAUUUUUGAAGAGCUAGGUAAAAUAUGUUUUAUUGAUGAGGAAAAAUCGGAUCGUGAUCCAGGUUAUGCAUACUUGAAGUUAAAAGAUCUAUACAAGGACCAUGCAUGCAAAGUACUGUUUGACGAGAAUGGAUAUCUUGACACAUUUGAGAUCCGUCAUAGAAUAUAUACUAUCAUUGACGACUUAUUUUUGUCGCAGAAAAUUUUUUCUCAUCCUAAUAUUUCAUAUGUUCGACACCAUUUUAAGGGUGCAAACUGUCCAACAUUUCAUAUUACUAUUCUCUGGCAAGGAUGUAUGUAUAAACAUUUGAAAAUAGACAUUGACUUGGUUCCUGCCUGUCAGAUAGUGGGCUGGUGGCCGAAGAAUACCAUCAUUAACUCACUUUACUGUGAUACUACGAAAGUUGUAGAUGAGGGUGCCGUCUUGAUGAUUCAGACUGAAAUAAAUGAAGACGGUAGUCCAUACUCAAAGCAAAGAAUAUCAGAAAUUAGAGCUGAGCAAUCUUAUAUGCAAGUAUUACCAAAGAUUGCAAUUGAUGCAUAUCUUCUGUCAAAAAUUGUGUGCAACUCUCGUAUUUGUCCUUGUUUGCGCAUUCCCCAUGCCGAAUUCCAACCCAGAGACAUUUUGACUAGCUACAUGCUGAAAACCUGUGUUUUUCAUAUGUUCGAUCCAACCUCAGAAUAUACAAAAAAAUAA